Messenger RNA from Linum trigynum, 5295 nucleotides. The record is from the annotation of a GenBank genome assembly. Lineage: Eukaryota; Viridiplantae; Streptophyta; Magnoliopsida; Malpighiales; Linaceae.
AAUUCUUCUAUUCUCUUUCCUGCGAGACCUAAAACUAGGGAUGACAACAAAAUCCGAACCCACGGGUACCCACCCGACCCAACCCGGUCAACGCGGGUAAAAUUCGUGUUGACGGGUUUUGGGCCGGGUUUGGGUUUAAACCCGUUCACUAUUCACCGGGUUGGGUUGGGUUUGGGUUUAGGUAAACCCGACCUAUGAGUACCCGCCUACACCCAUAUAAUUAAUUUUCUUGGUAUAUUUAAUAUUCUAAACAACUAAUCUUACUUAUGUAUGUGGAGACAUGUCUAAUUUUUUCUUUCUAAUUGUGUAGAAUGAAGUUGAUGUUAUCUAGUGAGAGUGAAGAAACUUAAUUGAAAGGAAGAAGCUUUCAAUUAAUCAUGUUAUUUAUGGAUAAUCUGUUAUUUGCUUCAAUUUUCUUGAGUUUUCUAGAUUAGUGUUGAACAAUUUGUAUAGUUUAUUUGUGAUUUGCUUGAAUUUUCUAGAAUUGUGUUUUAAAUAUGGAUAAUUUGUAUUGAGAGAUUGAUCUUUGACUUUAAUUUUGAUAGAAACUUGUUACUGUAAAUUUUUUACGACAAAAACCCGUGGGUACCCAUAAACCCGCGGAUACCCAGCGGGUUGGGUUGGAUUUGAGUUUUUCAAACCCAGUGGGUUUUACCCCUGGUUUUUUUUACAGAUAAACCCAUGGGUUUGGGUUUGGCAAAACCCGACCCAACUCGACCCAUUGCCAUCUCUACCUAAAACUCCGACCUUCUAUCGGUCACUGUCCAAACCUACAUGAACCCGACAUAAAUCAAUUAUACUCCAAUAAAAUAGAAUCAUUAUCACUUGCUAAACCGACAUAGCACUUAAACAAACGGUUUCACAACCUUCCAAAUCUCAAAUCAAGGAGAAAAGAAAGAAAAGUCAGCCAAACCAAAACGCCACCUCGCCAUAGAAGAGAUAUUAUUUUGCUUGGGAGCAUGUGCCCACUCAUCUUCUUCAACCCUUUCUCACUCGCUCUCUCAUCAGUCAUCACUCCAUCCAUCCAGCCACUAACCAGUUCAUCUUCCGCUCAGCAAGAACAAAAUUCCAUCCCCCCCAACCAACGAUCACAUUCUCCCUCCUCACCCCACGUUCCUUUUUCCUUUUACUUCCAAUAAAGCUCAUCUCUUUCUUGCCAUCUUCUUUACUUGUGAAUCAAUCAAUACUAUGCCACUCUGAAAAAUCCCCCUUCCGUUUUGUCCCUCCCCUGUUUUGGUUUUAGUUCGAAGCAGAGGAAGGGUUUGAUUUUUCUUUCCUCCCCACAUCGCCAAUGGAUUCCUCUGUGCUUCUGGACUACGCUCUGUUCCAGCUCACCCCGACUCGAACCAGAUGUGAUCUGAUCGUGUUCCAUGGAGGGAAGCCUGAGAAAUUGGCUUCUGGGCUCUGCGAGCCGUUCGUUUCGCAUCUCAAAUUCGCGAAAGAUGAGUUUGCGAAAGGUGGGUACUCCAUCAAGCUCUGCCCUCCUUCCCGCUUUGCUCCCUGGUUCACCAAAUCCACUUUCCUGAGAUUCGUGCGGUUCGUUAGUACCCCUGCAGUGCUGGAGAGGUUUAUUAAGCUAGAGAGCGAAAUUAUGCAGAUUGACGAGAGUUCAGCACAAGCCAACGAAUUGCUCUGUAAAAGUGGCGAACCGGAGAAAGGAAAGAAGAGAAAUGAAGAAUCCCCUGCUCCUACCCCUCAAGAAAAUUCCAAGGUUCAGUUCCAGCGGCUGCUCGAGACCCGGAAAUCGAUGCUUCGGCGAGAGCAAGCCAUGGCGUAUGCACGAGGGCUCGUCGCAGGGUUCGAGCCCGAUAAACUAGACGAUCUGAUUUCCUUUGCGGAUGCAUUUGGAGCUUCGAGGCUAAAGCAGGCUUGUGUGAACUUUAAGGAGUUGUGCCAGAAGAAGAAUGGAGAUGGUCUCUGGAUGAAGGAAUUGGCUGCAAUGGAGGCUUACUCACCAGCAGAACUUGCAUUCUCCCCGACGCCGGUGAUUGUGCUGACUAAUGAAGCCUUGGAUGGAUCAGUGGCAGCUGAUUCAUCGCCUGCUAGACAAUCGAGUUUGGACAGCCAAACAGAUGAAACUUCCACUGCAAAAGCUCAAAUGGGCAUGCCAUGGCCGAAUCAGAUGAUACCUCCUUACAUGUACAAUUUCCAGCACCUGAAUCAUCCAUAUCAAGGCUACCCAUAUCCUCCUGUGCAGCCUUACCCUCCUCAGUAUGCUAUGAAUAUGCAAUCACCGCCAACAAGCCGGAGAAAAUCAAGCCCAGCCAAGCAGUAUAGCAGGAAAGGAAGAAGCUAUUCAACUGAAGAGAGUGAGGAGGAGGAAUCCAGCGGUUCCGAAUCCAUCAGAAGCGAUUCAGAAUCCGAAGUUCGGUCAGACAAGAAGCAGGAGCAGCUUUCUUCUCCCGGGGACGAUGUUCCAGUCAAGAAGAAGCACCACAGGAGGAAGUCAUCAUCCAAAACAGUUGUUAUUAAAAACAUCAACUACAUCACAUCCAAGAAAAGGAAUGGAGCCUUGGAUAAUUCGUUUUCGGGUGAAGAUGAAGGCAAGCUCGUGAACCAAGUGGUGGAAUCAUUGGAGGAGAAGAUGAACACGUCAAAGAACGAGGACUGGGAUGCUUUCCAGAAUCUCCUUACGAGAGAAGAGGAGCAGCAGCAGCAGGCAGUUGUAUUAGCCAUCACUGGACCAGAAUGCCCUGCCACGGAUUUGGAAUCAUCAGAGAAACUACCAAUGCAGAAGAUUCCUGCAGGGGAUUCGUUUCUCAUGGUGAAACCAGACGAGCCACGGGGAGAGAGAGCUAGCUUGGAGGAGGAUUUUAUGGUUGGGAAUCAACAACAACGAUCAGUCGUGAAGAAGAGAAUGGAUUCUGCAGACGAAGAUUUGGUCAUUUCGCGGCGAGUACACGAAUCAGGAACAGGACUAAUAACUGACGAAAGUCUAUCUUCCUCCAUGGUGAAGCCUGGAAAGGGAGGAGGAGAAGACUGGUUUGUAAUCAAAGGUGCAUCAGUGAACAAAGAAGCCAUGCUCAAUGGAGAUUACCUGCAAAUGGAAAGCAACAACUCCGGCAAAAGAGAAAGCACUGAGAGAGACAGAUUGGCUGUUGAUGAUUCCUUCAUGUUAGAAGCUCGACCACUGGACGUUUCUGUCAAUCAGUACGACGAGCCUCCAUGGAGAACAGACAUAGCCAUGGCCGCAGAUUUAUCACUAUCUUCUCCACUCGAAAAUGGAGAUACGAAAGAGAGGAAAAGCCAUGGCGAGCAGGUCGACGACCUUUGCAUGGUGGUGGAGAGGGAAGCAGCUUGGUGUACAGAUCAAAGCAUGGACUUAUCAUUCAUGGAAGCAACCAAUACCACCAGGAAAUCGACUAAUGAUAAUCCCACCAAGGAAGAGAAUCAAUCGAAUUCGACAAAAUUAGAGACCAAGAACAAGAAGACCGCAACAGCGAAUCACAGUAGAGUUCACGGAAGAACGAGAACGGAGAUGAUCAACUCGAGAACGAAGAGGACAACUCCUCUACAGAGCCGACCACUGAUCCAGAAAAGCAAGCUUGAGAGAGAGGACGAGGCGAGGAAGAUGAUCGAAGAACUAGCUCUACAGCGACAGAAGAGAAUUGCAGAAAGAACAGCAGCAGCAGCAGCAGCUAAUUCAACCCGAAAACAAAACCCAAAUCGAAAAUCGUAAAGAACUCGUCCUACCAAAGCAUAGCUAGAAUUCGUAAAGAACUGGUGCGAGGAGCUUUGUAACUGUUGAUCUCCGGCUUCUUGGAGUGAAUUUUACCCAUACCGCCGGUUACCGAAUACCGAUUGUAACCGGUUCGGUAUCCGGUUAUACCGAAUAUCGGUUUACCGAAUACCAGCCAUAGUUCUCGGUCGCAAAUAUAUGUUUAGUUUUGGUGAUUUUUAGGCUCAAGGUGAGUCCCAGGACCCACCUAGUCAAAGGAUUGGAUCAGCCAUUGUUUGUAAGUAUUGGGUAAAAUUUAAACUCGAAUAUUGCAGGUGGUGGAUGGACUGAACGUAUAUUUUUUACUAUCCAACUAGAAUCUAUGCGAUUAUUAUACACUAGAAAAGACCCGCUCGCUACGGUUCGCACAUAAUAAGAAUAACAAAAUAUUAAAUCCAAAAGAAUUGAUGAUUUCAUGCAAGCUGGUUAGUUUUGGAUCAGACAACAAAUCCUUAGAGGCGCAACAAAAUAGUUGACAAUUGUCUAAAGAUCUUCAUGGAGUACUAAAUGUAACAAUCAUAUAUGAAAAUGAUAAUGAAAACAUGAGUGUUCCGCUCGUACCAGAGAUGCAUUACGUACUCUCCAGUGUUAGCUUGUUCACUCAUAACUCAUAAGGCAUACGAAAAUAACGAAAUCAUGGGUAGGCCAUCACACAAAAGGCUUAGGGAACAUCCACAAUACUUCACAACAGGAACUUGAACUCAUAUCAUAUCCACCUAAUUGACAACAUGCAGGAUCUCUAAGAAUUUGGUAUGUUCAUGGCACAUGUUGGCUAUCUUACAAAGGUUGCCUGCCUGGAGUCACAUGACAUUUGUUGCACGUCUAAGAUGAAGUUGUAGAGCCUAACUGGGUCUUGUUGCAGAGUUGCAGUCCCAGUAAGUUCUUUGUCAACUAUCCUUUGAAGAAUUAUCUCUCUCGAUUCAUGACUAAACAAUGAAGGUUAGAUACCUUCCACCUGAGGUAAGACCUUUCGAUGCAAUAGGUAGAAUCAUAUCUCCCACUGCACUCCCUAAUAAAAUGCUCAACAAAUGGAAGUCAUAUAUAAUAAACAAAACAAAGCAAGGUUAUUGAAGAAAACACAUACGAACUAAAUUAAGAAGGAAUUGCCAACUUUAUGGCCUUUAUAUUUUGGGACUCGUUAAAGUAAAAGCAGGGAAGAACCAUAUGAAAAUUAGGAAGUUUGCAAUUCUAGGCAUGUUCGAUUCUUAAGAGAAGCAUUUUGGGAAUGAGAUAUACUCUGAUUGUACUCGAGGAACUGCAAAAUAGAGUAGGAUUUCUUGAAGAAGCAAAUAGGAUUCAAGUGAUUUAACAAAUGGAUGGAAAGACCAACUAAAACAAAAACAGAAAGAACACAGUAGAGAAGGAAGAAAGAUAACAAUUUGGACUGUUGAAAAAAAAAAUACAAAAAUUUAGAAUAAGGAAAUCCUAAAUCAAGCCAGGUUCAGUGCAUGUAUACUUUGUCCGAAAACUGAUGGCAAUCAAAGAAUGAUAAGCAUUUUAAGCUUGGUUGCACCUCAAAACGUCCACCGUAAAAAAUAAUGGCGCAAAAUAUUCUGAAAUACAAAUCUAUCCUUCUC